AUGCACUCUGGACUCGCAGAUGACAUCCAACAGAGCAACGAUGCUCGAAAGACUGUGGUCAUGGACAAAGAACUCUCAAGACUGGGCACUGUCAUUGCCUGCCUGCAAGAGACUCGUCUGGCUGACAGCAGUCUCAUCAGAGAGGCCAACUACACCUUCUUCUGGCAGGGCCUGCCUCAGGAUGACCCAAGGCAACACAGCGUAGGCUUCACUGUGAAGAACUCACUGAUACCAGCCAUUGAACCACCAACUGGCAGAUCUGAGACAAUCUUAGCACUGCGCCUCUCAACAUCUACAGGUUUCACCAACGUCUUCUGCAUCUACGCGCCAACACUCUGCGCCACCCCAGAGGUCAGGGACCAAUUCUGUGAGCCACUGGAUGAGAUGAUAUCCAGGAACCUCAAUACUGAAGGAUUAUACCUACUAGGAGACUUCAAUGCUAGAAUGGGAGCUGACUGUGACACUUGGCCCUCCUGCCUCGGCAAGAUGAAUGAGAAUGACAGUGGCUGCUGGAACUGUGCUGCCACCCCGGACUGUGCGUGA
This is a messenger RNA of Acanthosepion pharaonis, 543 nucleotides long. The record is from the annotation of a GenBank genome assembly. NCBI's taxonomy places the organism in Eukaryota, Metazoa, Mollusca, Cephalopoda, Sepiida, Sepiidae.